This is a messenger RNA of Durio zibethinus, 1309 nucleotides long. RefSeq lists its product as uncharacterized. NCBI's taxonomy places the organism in Eukaryota, Viridiplantae, Streptophyta, Magnoliopsida, Malvales, Malvaceae. The record is from RefSeq and is a predicted model, not a curated record. Gene Ontology annotation, molecular function: phosphatase activity.
UUUAAGUAUAAAAUAACAAGAUAAUCAAAGCAGGGAGCAACGGCACUCUACAGUUACAUUUUUAUCCCCCAAAAAAAAACAAAUCCACGUAAGAAAAAGAGACCACCCUGUCGCUCACUAAGCCCAGCUUCGUCACUCCGAACCUCUAUCCUUAUGACCGUUACACCGAACCAAGAUUUAAAACAUUACGGAGUCUUCACUUACCCCGUUACUACCCGACGAAAGGAAACCUCCUCCUCUUCCUUUUAAAUCUGCGAACAUUUCCUUCUUUGUUUUUCUAUAGCUGAUGAUUAUUCUCGAUCAUCCAAUCAUAAUCCAGAGCCCUGAGAUGGUUUCCAAGAUUACCAAGGGAACUCCUUCACGAUCCAUCAAGCGCCACCGUCUUAACCACCACCGGAGAAAGACUUCUCCGACGAAGAAGAAUGCUUCGUUCUCCGUCAUUUCCUCCCUCAACAAGUCCAUCAAGACGUGCCGUCGCCGCCUUCUGAGGCUCUUCUCAAAGUUAGCCCCCAUAGCAACCCCUUCAACCAUCAAGUGCCGCCACAUGGGUUUCAAAAUCCUUAAACAAGAAGAAGAACUUGAUGAAUUCGAAAGCAAUUUCAUUGUUCCUCGGGCUCUUGUAUUCGACCGUUUCUUGCUUCCACCCUUGAUUUCGGAGUCUAAAAGAACUAUCUUUCUUGAUCUAGAUGAGACCCUGGUGCAUUCAAGCCCUGACCCACCUCCCAAAAUGUAUAAUUUUGUUGUAAGGCCGAAUAUUGAAGGUCAAAUUAUGAAUUUUUACGUAUUGAAACGGCCGGGUGUCGAUUUCUUCUUGGAAGAAAUCAGCAAGAAAUACGAGGUGGUGGUGUUCACGGCGGGGCUUCAGCGGUAUGCUUCACAGGUUUUGGAUAAGCUUGAUCCUAAGGGGUUAAUAUCUUACCGGCUUUAUCGGGAUUCGUGCAAGCAAGUGGAAGGGAGGUUUGUUAAGGACUUAUCUGAAAUGGGGAGAGAUUUGGGGAAAAUUGUGAUAGUUGAUGAUAACCCAAAUGCUUACUCUUUGCAGCCUGAUAAUGCUGUCUCCAUACGGCCGUUUGUGGAGGAUGCUGAGGAUAGGGAGCUGGAGAAGCUCGUGCAAUUCUUUCAGUGGUCUGAACGGUUUGAGGAUAUGAGAGAAGCGGUCAAGCAGUAUUUUAGUGGUGGCGACGGUGGCAGCACUGAUGGUGCGGAUGAUUAUGACUUUGUUCACUUGAAGCUAUGACGCUUGCUUUGUUUAAGAUUUUUUUUUUUUUUUUAGGGGGGCGAGGGGCGGAGGGUUGGAUUGUUCAAUUUG